Effrenium voratum is the source of this 1409-nucleotide messenger RNA. Lineage: Eukaryota; Dinophyceae; Suessiales; Symbiodiniaceae. The record is from the annotation of a GenBank genome assembly.
GGGUUCCCCAUUGUUUCGGGGUUCCCAUUUCGAUUUUUGACCGCCACACCCAAACGGGACGCAGCAUCGAGUCGAAGCCAUGGCGCUGCCUGCCCUGCUGGCGGGCUUGGACGCUGGGGAGAUGGACCAGGCUUUGGAGGCAUUGGAGGCGCGAUCGAGGCUGCUUGCUUGGAAGAAGCUUCCGGAGAAGCUUGUGCUGCUGCGCCAUGGGCAGAGCGAGGGCAAUGUGGACCACAUGCUCUACACCUUCAAAGGGGACAGCCGGAUAGAGCUCACCAAGGAAGGCAUCAGCCAGGCCAAAGUCGCCGGCCAGCGGUUGGCCCAGAUCACCCCGCCGGAUGCCAACGUCAUCGUGUGCAUCUCGCCCUUCGAAAGGACCACGCAGACGCUCUUGGCGUUGUACAGCGGUGGCUUUGACCAGUCCUUGGUCUCCAAAGUGCACGUGGACCCACAGAUCCGGGAGCAGGAGUUUGGCAACUUCCAAGACCCCGGGCUUACGCAGAAGGUCAGAGCAGAGGAGGGCAGAGUUGGGCGCUUCUACUACAGGCGGCCAAAUGCCGAGAGCUCUGCGGAUGUUUUUGACCGGGUGACACAGUUCUUCGACAAGCUCUUUGGCCCCAUUGGGGAUGACGGAGGCAUCGGAAUACUUACCCGUGCCAAAUCGAAAUACGAUAUGUGCCUCAUAGUGACCCACGGCCUGACCAUCAGGCUUAUGCUCAUGUGCCUGUUCCAAUGGUCGGUGGAGACCUUCGGAACUGUUUGGAAUCUGGGAAACUGUGAGCAUGUGUGCCUCAAGAAGAACAUGGAGACGUUCACUUACGAGAUUUGUCCAGAGGAAUCCUUCCCCCAGCGCGUGCCCUGGGCUUCCCGCGAGAUCUUCUUGGUGCUGAGGGAGAACUUGGCACCCCAGGACUUGAUCGAGCGCCUGGAAAGACUCAUGGACACGCGGCGGCACCUGGCAGAUGGCUCAGCUGGAUGCAGGGAGGAGCUGGCAAAGCUCGAUAAGAUCAUUGACGGUUUGGAGAAUCAAAUGCUUCGUGCGCGAUCCUUGCCGUACACAGUGAUCAACUACUUGGAAAUCUCCCAGCCUCGGACCAUGCAAACUAUUGAGGUUCUUGGGCACCUCGUUCCUGGACACGGGCACCAAAAGAAGACCCCAGAGGAGCUGGAAGCGAUGCGUGACGCUCCAGAACGGCAACAAGUGGAGUUCAUCGACUGGUGGGGGGACCAGCUCAGCUACCAGGGCAAGAUGCUACGGACCAACCGAAUCACUCGGGGCGUCUCUGGCAGACUGACGGAGAAGGUAGAGUUAGAUCUGGGAGAGGCUGCAUAGGGGGACAUAGGGCAGUGCUGCAGUGCAGUACGGCAGUGCACUGAAUGCAGCACAGUGCCUUGUCCGCAGUUGACCC